GCCAGAACCAGCACCAGCGGCCAAGGUGGACAACCCGUAUAUACAGGCGGAGCUCAGAAAGCUGCGCGCGGCGAAAUUCCGACAGGGCCCGAGGACAUGCGCGCAUGAUCGAGGAUUACGCUAAGCGAAUUGAAGCACUGAUGCUUGAGGGCCAGGAGUGGUCGUCCAAGGAGCUGCGGUUGUCGAAUACGGUCAAGAAGCUCCGGGUCGACAGCAAGGGCUACGAAAAGACUGCGCACCUGGUUCAGCGCAAGCUCGAUGUGUCUGUGGCCAAGAACGAUGAGCUGAAUGAAAAGCUGAGGCAAGCGACCCAGUCCGACCGCGCAAUCGCAGCCAGGGUACGCAGCGAAAUGGACAAGCCCACCACAGAAGGAGAAGGAGCUUGUCGCUCAGAUUUCUCAACUCAAAAUGGCAUCGGAAAGUACGCAGGAGCGGCUACAAGCACAGGUCAGGGAGCUGCAGCAGCAGAUGAUGGUGUUGAGGAGGAGGCCCGCGACCGCGAAGUCUCUUCUCUGACAAAAAUUCGAUCACUCCAGGCGCGGGUGUGCAGCGCCGAUAUACAGAAUAGCGAUGUGGCGGCAGUAAUCCAGGAGCACACGAGGCCGCUGCUGAUGCAAAUAGAGGAGGUGCUGAUGCGCCAGACCGAGCAGCGGCGCGAGUGGUCGCGCAAGGAGGAGCAACUGGCGAUAGAAGCGCGAGACGCAACAAAGGAGGCCUUGAACCUCGAGCAGCAGCUCCUGACCGCACCUCUGCACUUGAAGCCAUCCGCGGCCAAGCAGCGGUAGAGACCAAGCGGCGCGAGGACAUACAGACCGAGGCGUCUCGGCUCAAAGAGCAGCUACGCGCAGAGACCAGAGCCCGCGCUGACUUGAAGCA
This is a messenger RNA of Kickxella alabastrina, 876 nucleotides long. RefSeq lists its product as uncharacterized. The transcript has a single exon. The coding region runs from base 105 to 785 and encodes 226 amino acids. Lineage: Eukaryota; Fungi; Kickxellomycota; Kickxellomycetes; Kickxellales; Kickxellaceae. The record is from RefSeq and is a predicted model, not a curated record.